Messenger RNA from Aplosporella prunicola CBS 121167, 885 nucleotides. RefSeq lists its product as uncharacterized. Gene Ontology annotation, molecular function: oxidoreductase activity. The transcript has a single exon. The record is from RefSeq and is a predicted model, not a curated record. NCBI's taxonomy places the organism in Eukaryota, Fungi, Ascomycota, Dothideomycetes, Botryosphaeriales, Aplosporellaceae. Bases 1 to 885 code for a protein of 294 amino acids.
AUGGACAGUCCCGUAGCAGUAGUCACAGGCGCCUCCUCAGGCAUUGGUCUUGCUCUGACCCAACAUCUCCUCGAGAAGGGCUGGUACGUCGUCCUCAUGGACGUCAACGCCCCGCCAUCCAGUGCCGCACUCCCCUCGGACUGCACGCUCUAUAUCCGCACCGACGUGUCCUCGUACGCUAGCCAGGCGGCCGCCUUCGCGAGUGCGCAUGCCUGGCGACAGCGGCUCGACUUUGCCGCUCUCAAUGCCGGCAUUGACGACCGCGAUGACAUCUUCAAUACCAUAUCCGAGGAUGCUGCACGCCCACCUCCCGAGCCGAACAUGGCCACCUUCCAUGUCAACCUCCUUGGCGUAUAUUACGGCGUCAAGCUCUUUGCGCACUACACCUCUCUGCCCUCGACCCAGUCCAGCAAAGGUAGCCCUGGCGGGGACAUCAUUGUCACUGCUUCCGCGGCCGGCAUCUACCCACUGCCAGCGAUCCCGCAGUAUGCGGCCACGAAGCAUGCUUUAGUCGGAUUGGUGCGGUCCUUGGCGCCAACGGCACAAGAGAAAGGCUUCACAGUCAACGCCAUCUGCCCGGACAUGGUGCCCACAGGGCUAGCGCCACCAGGGCUCAUGAAGGAGUAUCCGGAAGCCUUGAAGACGCCCAUGGCGACGAUGAUGCGGGCGUACGACGAGCUACUCGGCCUGGACGGCAGCAGCAAUAAGAACGGGGCAGUCGUCGAAGCCGUCAUGGACGACGUGAUUUACCGGGAGGCCCCCACGAGGAACAAGAAGCACAGCGAGGUGGGCGACGACAUUGCAAAACUCUGGGACCAGGUGUACCGGCAGCGCAACAUAGCGUUUUCGCAAAAAGCAGCGGAAACGGGGGGCGCCAAGCUAUGA